UCAAUGUACUACGUUACUCCGCGACUCAUCUGAUUAUCGUCUCUAUCAAGCGAAUAAAAAUCAAAAUAAAGAGACUUGGGGAAAAUCCAAUAGAUCCAGCGCUCGAUUCGGGCUCUGGUGUGAAGGCUGCCCGAGGGAUUAUUCGUCUCAGGUUAAUUGCUCAUCUUGAUUGUAGUCUUGUUACAAGAGAAGGAACUUUUUCGAAGUAUGGAAACUGAGAAUUUGAUUAACCUCCCUGCUUCCACUAGUUCUGGUAGCAGUGCGAAUAAUGAACUUCACAAGUCCGAAUCUGAUUCAGGUGAAGCUGACUAUCAACCUGGGAUUUAUGAGGCUGAAGGAGGUUCAAAAGAUGAGGAUAACUUGGGGCUCAAUGAAGUUAAUACUGGAACUGAAAAAGGAACUAGACAUCCAGAGAACUUGGGGCCCAAUGAAGAUGUUGUUGGAACUGAAGAAUGCAUGAGAGGAUCAGAAAAUUCAGGAGUUGGUGCUGUAACAAAAGAAGUCGCAACAGAUCAGGAUAAUUUGACGUCCAAUCAAGUGGAUAUUGGAAAUGAAGAUGGGGAGUUUCUGGUGGAAACAGAAGUUGACAUGGAUUUGGUGGAUUCACCUGUCAUGCAAGUGAAUCUUGAAGUGGCUGACACUGUAACAGUUUCCGAAAACCUCAGUAGCUUUGGCUUUCGAUUGAGUUCUCAGAAUGAUUUUCCAAAUAACCAAAAUGAGAAUCUUAUUCAUGGCCAUGAGAAUGGUGGUUCUGUAUCGGGCGUCAAGAGAGCAAGGAUUACAUAUGAUGAACAGCAACCUUCAGUGCAUGUUAUGUAUAACUCGUUAACAAGAGCCAGCAAACGGAAAUUAGAGGAACUAUUACAACAGUGGUCAGAGUGGCAUGCACAACAGGGUUCAUCACCUCAAGACUUGAAUGAGCUGUUAGAAUCUGGUGAAGAAACAUAUUUUCCUGCUCUCUGUGUUGGUUUGGAGAAAUCUUCUUCAGUGUCUUUCUGGAUAGAGAACCCAACAAAGAAGCUGGAGUCUAAUGGCUUUAUUCCGCCUGUUGGUGACUUUGUGCCUCUUUAUGAUCGUGGAUUUGCAUUAGGGUUGUCUUCAACAGAUGGUCGAAAUAAUGUUGAGGGAGGCCUGGAAAUAGUAGAUGAGGCUGCCCGUUGUUUCAACUGUGGUUCGUACAACCAUUCUCUCAAGGAGUGCCCUAAGCCACGUGACAAUGUUGCUGUCAAUAAUGCACGAAAACAGCAUAAGUCCAAGCGGAAUCAGAAUGCUGGCCCUCGCAAUUCAGCUCGAUAUUAUCAGAACUCUUCUGGUGGAAAAUACGAUGGUUUAAAGCCAGGUGCUCUGGAUGCGGAAACAAGGCAACUUUUGGGUCUUGGGGAGCUUGAUCCACCUCCUUGGCUUAACAGAAUGCGAGAAUUGGGAUAUCCACCAGGAUAUCUAGAACCAGAUGAUGACGAUCAACCGUCGGGGAUCACAAUAUUUGCUGAUGAGGAUGUCAAGGAAGAACAGGAAGACGGGGAAAUAAUUGAAACAGACUACCCUGACCCACCAAAGAAAAUGGCGGCUUUGUUUCCCGGAAUAAAUGCACCAAUCCCAGAAAAUGCUGAUGAAAGACUUUGGGCAGCUGGACCUUCAAGUUAUGAUCCUUUUAGGAGUAGAUCAUUCCGUAGAUCAAACCAUUCUUCAGAACCAAUCAGCAGAUGGCGUCACCAUGAGCAGAGAGGGUCUAGGGAUUCCAUUGAUGAAGGGCCUCCAGGUGUUGACCCUGUAGUCAGUCCAUCUACUUCUAGUUACCCUCCAAGAUAUGGUAAUUAUGAUUCUAGUCACAAUUUAGACAACAGAGAUCCAAUACCUUCACUUGCAAGGUCUCAUGCUGACAGAGGAAGGAGGAGUCCUUUGGCAAGCGAAGAUUUUUCCAGUCAUAUUUCACCACUGCACUCAUCAUCAAAUAAACGUCCGUCACCUCGGAAUAGUAGCUCAACUAGAUUAGAAGAUGAGAAUGAUGAGAGGUUGAAUGACUACAGGUUGGAUUAUUUGCAUCGAAGUAAUUAUGAAUACGACCGUUAUGAGUUUGACCGGCACCGUCAUCGGAGUUGGAGGUGAAUGGAAUUGUACCUUGUUGUAAUAUUGAGCCAUACAUGAUGAUUAUGACUUGUAAAAUUAUGGAAGCACAUAAAAAAGGGGAAUUUGUUUUGGUUAUUAUUCUUUUCCUGACCGUAGUCGCUCAUUUCUGUGGCUAACAGAUGGCCGGAGAUGGCCGAAAGGCUGUUGUACAAAGAAUUAUGUGGGUUUUUGCUAGUUUUGAUGGUUUUAUAGGGAUGCCUUUGUAUGAGGCCGCCUCCUGUUGUAGGAUGUAUUCGGAAAUAGCUAGACAUUUAUCUUUUUCUAUUUUCUGCAACUGCAGAUUGCAA
Molecule: messenger RNA, 2414 nt
Organism: Manihot esculenta (cassava)
Lineage: Eukaryota; Viridiplantae; Streptophyta; Magnoliopsida; Malpighiales; Euphorbiaceae
Exons: 9
Coding region: 208-2106 (632 amino acids)
Cellular component (GO): catalytic step 2 spliceosome
Molecular function (GO): zinc ion binding; RNA binding
Source: RefSeq, a predicted model, not a curated record